AUGAUCGAUGUUCUAAAAAUGGGGGCAUUCAUCCUGACUCUGGACUGUUUGAUGCUUGCAGAUGGGAAGCUAUCAUUGAUAGGGCAUUCAGCUGGGGGCUGGCUCGCGCGCGUGUACAUGGAGGAAUUCGGGACUUCUGACAUAAGUUUGCUGCUCACGCUUGGCACUCCCCACCUGCCUCCUCCCAAAGGUGUUUCUGGCGUAAUUGACCAAACUAGAGGACUACUGAACUACGUCGAGAAGAAUUGUGCCCCCGCAGUUUACACACCAGAACUACGAUAUGUAUGCAUUGCUGGAAGGUACAUUCAGGGUGCUCCUUUAACUGGAAACUCCCUGGCUACUACCACAGAUGAGCUUGUCGCCGUGGACGCCCCAUCAGAAGUAGCUGAAGCAGUCAUGGCCAGUGCCGACGACAACAAAACCGCUCCGACAGGCCCCACCUUCCGGGCCCGUUUCGUCGGACAAGGCUACAAACAGGUUUGCGGCAGCGCCGAAGUCUGGGGAGAUGGGGUCGUCCCCGAAGUGUCAGCGCAUCUAGAGGGCGCACUGAAUAUAAGCUUCGACGGCGUGUACCAUUCUCCUGUAGGUUCUGAUGAUGAAGAGAGGCCCUGGUACGGCUCACCGGCCAUCCUAGAGCAAUGGGUGCACCAUCUCCUCAGUUGA
Triticum turgidum subsp. durum (durum wheat) is the source of this 663-nucleotide messenger RNA. Lineage: Eukaryota; Viridiplantae; Streptophyta; Magnoliopsida; Poales; Poaceae. The record is from the annotation of a GenBank genome assembly.